This is a messenger RNA of Pseudo-nitzschia multistriata, 1652 nucleotides long. Lineage: Eukaryota; Bacillariophyta; Bacillariophyceae; Bacillariales; Bacillariaceae. The record is from the annotation of a GenBank genome assembly.
CAGGGUACCCCUUGGGUUCGUAUGUGGUGGGUAUGAUUUUGGUUGAUUCAAUUUUUUUUUUUUUCGUUUGAUUUCCGUUUCAACAAGUCAUGAACCUUAUGUUAUUUUCUUUCGUUUUGAAGGUUAUCCUGUGGGAACUGGGGGUGAGCUAUAUGGUGGUAGUAUGUUUAUGAAAAGUGCCGCUUCUGACACUGACCAAGGCAAAGCGAUUCAGUCGAUCAAUGAAAAAUGGGGAGAGAUCGGAAGUAAUGGACGCCCAUGGGGUGGAAGAGAGACGAUAGGCAUUCAAGUUUGUAAGAAGAAAUACUCCCCGUUUCUCUUCACCAUCGAUACUUUGAACGGCGACGAAAAUGAUGCCAACGCUAUCAAUGACAAUUCAACAACUAGUAGCAGCGAAAAAAGGAGGACAGUGAGAGUUGUCAGGAUGUUUGGCUGUCCACACCAUUCUCAUCUACGAAAAGAAAAAAUUGAACGAAAUGGAAUCCGAAACGGUUGGGAGCCGUUUGGUCAAUGGUCACUUCAGAAGGCUCUUCUACUAGCCCGAAACGCAACGAUUCAACUCAAUAAGAAUGACGAAGCUGGUAAUGAAUGUGAUGAUAGGGAUAAACAAAUUUCUGGCUUCGCAAGCGACGGUAAUGGUGCUGUAAGUAAAAAAGUAGGUAUGGGUAGUCGACGCAAAAACAAUUGCUUGGCAAUUGAAGAAUUAAAAUCAAUAUGUCACAAUGGUAAAUGCUUAUGGAAGAAACGAAACAAGUAUGAUGACAUUUUUGAUGAAAUCACGCGACAGGCAGGAUUCUCUUGUGAAGAAGAAACAUCAGGACGGUCGACCUUUUCGUCCUAAAUUACAGCAGCGACCACUCAUAAUUCUUUGAAAACAUUUCUCCGCUGUAAUGGCGGAUUGAAGAGAAAGUGAAACAAAGAUGUCGAUCAUGUAUCCACCUGUGAAUUGCAAUUUUGCGAUGGAGACUUCUUUCAUUCAAGUCUGGGAUGUAACCGAUCUAAACCUUGAAUGGCGAGUAAAUUCACCUUCCGUAAUGACCUGGAUGAGGCAAAUAAUUAAUUAUGAGCAAAUCUAGCGAACCAGGAAAGGAACUGAGCCGCAUAAGCUGUACAAUAGUUUGCUCUAUUUGACAAAAAUCAAUCAACAAAAUGGACCGUGGGUGGAGGUGUCUUCGAAGACUUGAGUUGCUUCUUCAACUUGGGCUCUUUUCAUUACUGCUGGCUCUUACAAAAUACGUCUUAUCAGUUAAAGUAACCAGCUUCAGUUUUGAUAGAUGAGAUCUAAAUUUGUGCACGUACUCACUGACUUUUGUUCACUUGGGGCAAAAGCCAUUCCAAAGCUUGGCGUUCGCAGAAUAAAAAUCACUUGCCAAGUUCUUUUACUCUCCUCCUAUUUACAGUACAUCAUCGGGGCUUGAAUUUUCAUGUGUGAAAGAAGAUAAUUGAUGCAAAGCCCAUCCGUCUCCAAUACUAUCAUGGAGAUAUUCUUAUUCUAUGUUUCAAACUAAUACUCCAACCUGCAAAUUUGAGGGAAGGUAACCCAAAACAGCAGUAUAAUCUUAGUUUACGGCAGGGUUGUAAGUGAUGAUCACAUCUUUUUACUAUCAGCUUUUAUUCCCAAUGUGAUCUGGUAAUAGAGAGUAAAAAAGCCA